GACUGUCCCUCGCUUCUGGGCAGAGAUUAAUAAUUGAUGAGUUUCUAGUUAGAACCAUUUGUAAAAGGCGACUGAUAACUGCGCUCCUGCCCUUUGCAUGGUGGCCGGCAGGUGAGAGGAGGUGCAGCAAGACUCCCUGGUCGCAGAAUGAAGAGGGUUCUGGUUUUCCUGCUGGCCUUAGCCUUUGGGCAUGCGCUAGAGAGAGGCCGAGACUAUGAGAAGGAUAAAGUUUGCAAUGAACUCGCCAUGCUGGGGAAAGAUGACUUCAGAUCUUUAUCACUAAUCGUGUACAGCAGGAAGUUUUCAAGUAGCACAUUUGAGCAGGUCAACCAGCUUGUGAAGGAAGUUGUCUCCUUGACUGAGGAGUGCUGUGCCGAGGGAGCCGACCCCAGCUGCUACGACACCAGGACUUCAGAGCUGUCUAUUAAGUCCUGUGAAAGUGAUGCUCCUUUUCCGGUUCACCCUGGAACUCCUGAGUGUUGCACCAAGGAGGGGCUAGAGCGGAAACUCUGCAUGGCUGCCCUCAGUCACCAACCGCAGGAAUUUCCCACCUAUGUGGAACCAACAAAUGAUGAGAUCUGUGAGGCAUUCAGGAGGGACCCAAAGGGAUUCGCUGACCAGUUUCUGUAUGAAUAUUCCAGCAAUUACGGACAAGCGCCUCUGCCACUUUUAGUUGCUUACACCAAGAAUUAUCUCUCUAUGGUUGGAUCCUGCUGUACUUCUGCAAGCCCAACUGUAUGCUUUUUGAAGGAGAGACUCCAGAUGAAGCAGUUGUCACUUCUCACCACGAUGUCAAACAGAGUCUGUUCACAAUAUGCUGCAUAUGGAAAGGAAAAAUCAAGGCUGAGCCAUCUCAUAAAACUAGCCCAGAAAGUGCCAACUGCUAACCUGGAGAAUGUUCUGCCACUAGCUGAAGACUUUACUGAAAUCCUGUCCAGAUGCUGUGAGUCUACCUCAGAGGAUUGCAUGGCCAGAGAGCUGCCUGAGCACACCAUAAAAAUCUGUCAAAACUUAUCCAAAAAGAAUUCUAAGUUUGAAGAGUGCUGUCAAGAAAACACACCCAUGAACAUUUUUAUGUGCACCUACUUCAUGCCAGCUGCUGAACUACUUCAAUUGCCAGCUAUCAAGUUGCCAACCAACAAAGACCUCUGUGGUCAGAGUACCACACAAGCCAUGGACCAGUAUACAUUUGAACUAAGCAGAAGGACCCAAGUUCCAGAAGUGUUCCUCAGCAAAGUUCUGGAGCCAACCCUGAAAACCCUUAGGGAGUGCUGUGACACUCAGGAUUCUGUUACUUGUUUCAACACUCAGGUAUGCCUGCUUAAUCUUACAGAUAAUUUUUUUUUCAGAUUGGCAGAACGGCUAAGGACAAAAACACCCAACGCCUCUCCGGCAGAGCUGAAAGACAUUGUGGAGAAACACUCGGACUUCGCCUCUAAGUGCUGCUCUAUAAACUCCCCUCCUCUAUACUGCAACUCACAGAUUGAUGCAGAAAUGAUAGACACCCUGCAGGCCUGAUCAGGGCAUGCGCACUAUCUUGGACCACUUGAACUGGACCAUUUGAACUGGACCACUCUAGAAAAUUGCCACUGAUAACAAAAUCAAGCAAACACCACGGAGAUGGCCUUCCAAGAAGAUGACCAAGAUAAUUCCAUUUUUCCUAGCUACAAUGUUUUUGAAGAAUUAUAAAAAAUAAAUAAAUAAAUAAAUUGAAA
Molecule: messenger RNA, 1715 nt
Organism: Mus pahari (shrew mouse)
Lineage: Eukaryota; Metazoa; Chordata; Mammalia; Rodentia; Muridae
Gene: Gc
Product: GC vitamin D binding protein
Exons: 12
Coding region: 148-1518 (456 amino acids)
Biological process (GO): vitamin transport
Cellular component (GO): blood microparticle; cytoplasm
Molecular function (GO): vitamin D binding; vitamin transmembrane transporter activity
Source: RefSeq, a predicted model, not a curated record